AUGCUUCCGAUGGCGAGGCCCGCCAUCUCUGGCGCUCUGUGCGCUGCGCGACCCCGUUUCGUUGCCUCUAUCCCCCGUGCCCAACCCUUCGCGGCCCUCUCGACUUCGUCAAUCAAAUCAGCGACAGCGCUCGAGCGUCAACCAUCAGCAGCCGCCCAGCAAUUGACCGCGUCAGGCAAGACCCGCCGAGAGGUGCCUUUGCCCAGCCAGGAGAAGAAGGAGGGUGCUAUGCAAUAUGCCUUGACCACCCUUGAUCAGAUUGCCAAUUGGGCUCGUCAAAGCUCUUUGUGGCCCAUGACCUUCGGUCUCGCAUGCUGCGCCGUGGAGAUGAUGCACCUUUCUACCCCCCGUUACGAUCAGGAUCGUCUUGGAAUCAUUUUCCGUGCUUCUCCGCGUCAAUCCGAUGUUAUGAUUGUGGCCGGUACAUUGACGAACAAGAUGGCCCCUGCUCUCCGCCAGGUCUAUGAUCAAAUGCCCGACCCCCGGUGGGUUAUCAGCAUGGGCAGUUGUGCCAACGGUGGUGGCUACUACCACUACAGUUACUCGGUCGUGCGGGGCUGUGACCGGGUUGUGCCGGUCGAUAUCUACGUGCCUGGAUGCCCACCCACUUCCGAGGCACUGAUGUACGGUAUCUUCCAGCUGCAGAAGAAGAUGAGACAAACUAGAAUCACACGCAUGUGGUACCGCCGUUAA
Penicillium hordei is the source of this 693-nucleotide messenger RNA. RefSeq names its product NuoB/complex I 20 kDa subunit family protein. Gene Ontology annotation, molecular function: quinone binding; NADH dehydrogenase (ubiquinone) activity; 4 iron, 4 sulfur cluster binding. The transcript is spliced from 4 exons. NCBI's taxonomy places the organism in Eukaryota, Fungi, Ascomycota, Eurotiomycetes, Eurotiales, Aspergillaceae. Bases 1 to 693 code for a protein of 230 amino acids. Gene Ontology annotation, biological process: mitochondrial respiratory chain complex I assembly; electron transport coupled proton transport; aerobic respiration. The record is from RefSeq and is a predicted model, not a curated record.